CAGGAAAUGAAUAGUGGUUUAAGGGUUUGCACUUUGUUCAGAAACCUGACAUGCAAGACAUGAAAAAUAUAAUUUUCUUCUGUGUACUUUGGAUCAUAAAUAUACAAAUCACUUCCAGUGAUGAAUCAAUUCAAGGAUCUUCUGAUCUGCUGAGAGUUCAGAAGGGAGAAAACAUCAGUCUGAAAUACAACAUGAGCAACCGAAAAGAAAUCGCCUGGUAUCACCUCAGAGCCAACCGAUUCAAUCUACUGAUUUCUGCACAGACUGACAUAACUGGGAGAAAAUUUCUGACCACCUACAAUCCAAACCGGACUCGUCUGAAAAUCUCUACAGACCCAUGGAUCACCAGAGCCACGCUAGAGAUUUCUGGAGUAACCGAGUCAGAUUCAGGUCUUUAUUUCUGUGGAACGAAGUCGGACACUACCGAGAUGCACUUCGAUCGACCCAUCAGACUAGAGAUCGAGGGUCAACAAGCCGAGGAUCGGUGCACUGAACUGCCAAAAGAAGCUGACAACACAGAUGAGGUGACGCUGACGGAGCGUGUGCUGAUGUUUGGUGGUGUUGGGCUGGCUAUUCUUGUGUUUUUUCUGGCUACAGUCAUUGCUGGAAGAAUCAUUCACUAUCGCGGCUGGCAGAAAGGAUGGAGCACAGCCAAACGCUCAUCUAGGAUUCAUCACAAAUCAGCUAAAUAACACAUUUAUGUGCUUUAUUUUCAAGUCUCAAUAUGUCUGAACCUUGCACUGCCAGUAAAAUAUGCAAUGAUGUAGCUAACCACAAACUGAAACGGAGGUCAUUGGCUCAGAUGUGUUUUCCUGUCGGCUAGAUACUUUCACUUUAAAAAAGCUGAGAUAUUGUGGCAAAAGUUACCUUUUUCAGCACCAGUAAAAACUAAAUUCAGUUUUUCUAAAAGAACUUUGUCUUUUUAACUUAAUAAUGAUAAUAAUAAUUAUAAUAAUCAUAAUAAAGUCUAUUUUAUAUAGCCCCUUUCUGAAAACUCAAAGUGGCUUUACAAUAUCAAAACAGAUAAACAUGACAGCAUACAAAAAUAAAUAAAUAAAAAUACAGAUAAACAUGAAAUCAAUGGCAUGAAUCAGAUUGUGCAGCCAGAGUUAAGAGAAACAAGAAAGGAAAAGAUAUGUUUUAAGGUGGGUUUAAUGAAUUCGUUGUAGGUUGUCCUUGAGUGUCAUCUACGGCGUCUAUUGGAGCGUGUCCAGAGCAUUUUAGGGGGGGGGGGG
This is a messenger RNA of Carassius gibelio (silver crucian carp), 1235 nucleotides long. RefSeq lists its product as uncharacterized. Gene Ontology annotation, biological process: response to bacterium. NCBI's taxonomy places the organism in Eukaryota, Metazoa, Chordata, Actinopteri, Cypriniformes, Cyprinidae. Bases 51 to 692 code for a protein of 213 amino acids. The transcript has 4 exons. The record is from RefSeq and is a predicted model, not a curated record.